Prosopis cineraria is the source of this 679-nucleotide messenger RNA. RefSeq lists its product as uncharacterized. Lineage: Eukaryota; Viridiplantae; Streptophyta; Magnoliopsida; Fabales; Fabaceae. The transcript has a single exon. The record is from RefSeq and is a predicted model, not a curated record. The coding region runs from base 90 to 368 and encodes 92 amino acids.
UCCUUCCACUCUCAAUCUCAGAAUUCGGAAACAAUAUUCUCUAACGCUUUCGGGUUACAUUCGUGAAGAAAUCUUCAUACGCCAGUAAAAUGAGUUACCUAAGCCGUGUUUGGAUGGCCGCGACGGUGGCCGUAGCACAGGGUCACACGGACCCCGGUCACAAGUGCAAGACCGGCCUUAAGUCCAUUCAGCAAAACCGGCGAAGGUUGUUCUCCGCCGGAGACACGUCGGAUCUUAGACCUUUGUCUGGCAUGAUGGGAUCGGAUGUUCCAGGAGUCAUGGAGAACUGUGAUGUCGAUUCCCGACGAAGGCAAGCCGACGAUUCUCUUCGGAAAGUUAUGUACUUAAAUUGCUGGGGUCAGGGCUGAUCUGUGGCGCGAAAAUCGCCGGAGAUAAUAUAUGAUGAUAUUGAUGUGAUCCUCAUCGUGUUGACGGCUAACGAUCGGGUCAAAAAGAGGGGUUGACCGACUUUGGUGCGGAUGAAUGGUUGUUAGGUUUGAACUUUAAAGUUGAACUGUAAUAGUUUGGCCGAGAAAAGGUUGAACUGUAAUAGGUGGGGGAAGCUUGAUCUUGUACGUUGUAACUUAUAAACUUUGAUCUCAUAAAUUGAGAUUUCUCCGACCAGUGGCUGCACUUGUGUGGAUAACGAUAAUGAUAACUGCACCUAUUGCUGCUCCAA